AUGUGGAUCCAGAUACCCAAGGUUGUCGCACAUGCUAUGAUCAACCUGAGGAUUCCAAGUCAUCACACCUAUCAGGCCAAUGAUCCAGAUCGACUUCCUUCCAUAGGCAAGGGCUGUGCAUCCAAACCAACUAUGUUCCUCUAUGACCUGGGUCUGAGAAAGAUCUCACGCCGUGCAGAUGUACUGGAACGUUGUGGUCGGGACGUGACCCUGUUGGUUGAUAUCAGCUCACCCAGUACCAUAUUGGCGGGAGUUUCUUUUGACACAUUUUCUCAUGUGGACCUUCAGAAGAUCCGUUGCGAUGCCUCUGCUGCAAAGGAAACCAAAUCCAUCAAACGUGGCAGCCAGUUCAGCCGAUUUGAAUGGGGUAGGAUGCAUCCAGUUGGUUCCAGGAAGCCCGCUGGGGGAAGACCUGGAGACACCUAUACGAGCUAUGCCGAAAGGAUGGUGGCUGCAAUCACACCGUUACAUCCUCAUGCAGCCAAGGAGCUUCGAGAGUUGUCUUCUGAAGUCAAUUCUUUGGGGGGCAUAGGCGCAACUGCAUAUUACUGUUGGAACUUUGUGGCACCGCAGCAUAUGGACCGUGAUGCCACUUGGACCAUAUCCCUGCAGACCUGCAAAGAGGCACCAGCAGAUGAGUUCAACUUCGUCAUGAUGGACCUUGGCUGCUAUGUGGAAACAGCUGAAAAUGCCCUGUGGUAA
This is a messenger RNA of Suillus discolor, 702 nucleotides long. RefSeq lists its product as uncharacterized. NCBI's taxonomy places the organism in Eukaryota, Fungi, Basidiomycota, Agaricomycetes, Boletales, Suillaceae. The transcript has 4 exons. Bases 1 to 702 code for a protein of 233 amino acids. The record is from RefSeq and is a predicted model, not a curated record.